GUCCUAUUUUAUCUCUUCCCGAUAGGUCUUAAUUUCUUCGUCAAAGUAGUUAUGUUACGAGUUAUUAGCUAUAGCUAGUAAGCCAUAGUUGUAGUAUUAGCCUACUAGCUACAUGCGUCCUACUUGCAUGGUCUCUCUAGUGUACACCGUCAACCGUACACGCCUGCACCAAUGCAAUGCUAGCUGGCUAGCUAGCUGCAAACUUAUGUUUUCAUUAGAUAUAUUUAAAUAAGAUUAACAUGCCAGAAUAUCAAGUUAAUGGAAAAGAAAAAAAUGGUGUGCCUCUUGACACUGUUGACGUUGGAUACAACAACAAAGCUUAUAAAAACACAGAACUAGAAGAUGAGAGAGAAAAUGGUUCAAGUUCAUCUUCAGAAGAGAAAGAAAAAGAUGAGAAAGCAGAAUUACAAGUUGUAUCUGUUGGAGAGUUAUUUCGCUAUGCUACAUCACUGGAUUGGUUCUUAAUGUUCAUUGCUACUAUAGCUGCAAUUGGAAAUGGAGUUGCUCAACCUGUUUCAUUUAUUCUGUUUGGUGAAAUAAUUAACGAUUUUAUAAAUGUUGAAAGUGACAAGCCAUUAGACAUUGAAGGUGCCAUGCAGGAAUUUGCUUUUUACUAUAUCUAUGUUGCCAUUGCAACAAUUGUCUUAGGUUACUUACAAAACACUUUGUGGCUGUUUGCGAGCAUACGACAAGCUUUUGUAAUUCGAACGCAAUGCUUUAAAUCUAUAUUACGUCAGGAUAUUGGUUGGUUUGAUACAACUGACUCAGGAGAGUUGAGUACACGAUUAGCUGAUGAUAUAACCAAAAUUCAAAAUGGAAUUGGUGAUAAAAUUGGUUCAAUGCAGCAAGCUAUUGCCAUGUUGGUUGCAGGAUUGGCGAUAGGGUUUGGUUAUGGCUGGCAAUUGACUCUUGUCAUAAUGGCGAUGUCACCAUUGCUGAUCUUUGCAGCAUACAUCACAGGAAAAGUGAUUGCAAUGAUAACAAGUGAAGAACAAACUGCUUACGCAAAAGCUGGUUCUAUUGCAGAGGAAGUGCUAAGCUCCAUUCGAACUGUAGUUGCUUUUGGUGGUGAAGAAAAAGAGAUUGAGAGAUACAAAUCCAAGCUGUUAGAAGCUGAGAAAGCUGGUAUCAAGAAAGGAAUAUCAAGUGGUUUUGCUUUUGCACUGUUUAAUUCAGUUAUAUUUGGGUUAUGUGCUUUAGCUUUUUGGUAUGGAGGUGAAUUGGUUGUUGAUGGUAAAUUAUCUGGUGGAGAUCUUUUGAUCGUGUUUUUCUCUGUUUUGAUUGGAGCAGCACAAGUUGGACAAGUUGGCCCUAAUGUUGAGGCAUUUAUGGUAGCAAGAGGAGCAGCAUAUUACAUUUAUAAUUUGAUGGAUAGAUGCCCUGUUAUAGAUUCUUUCAGUGAAGAAGGCAGUAAACCAAAGAUAUCAGGGGAUAUCAGUUUUAUCAACUGUAAAUUUAACUACCCUAGUCGACCUGAUAUAAAGAUAUUACAAAACUUAGAUCUUCACAUCCCCACUGGAACUACAUGUGCUCUUGUCGGCGAAAGUGGUUGUGGUAAAUCAACAACAGUUAAGCUUGUACAAAGGUUUUAUGAUGUGCAUGAUGGCAGUGUUCUCAUUGAUAACAACAAUAUCAAAGAUAUUAAUGUGAGAUACUUACGUAAACAUAUUGGUGUAGUGUCACAAGAACCAGUUCUUUUUGAUGCAUCUAUUGCUGAUAAUAUUAGAAUGGGUCAUUCGGAUGCAACACAAGAGAUGGUUGAAGCUGCUGCUAAGAAUGCAAAUGCUUAUAAUUUUGUAACCGCUUUACCUAAUGGAUUUGAUACCUAUGUUGGUGAAGGUGGCGCACAGCUCAGUGGUGGCCAAAAACAGCGCAUUGCAAUAGCUCGUGCUCUCGUGAGAGAUCCAAAGAUUCUGUUGUUGGAUGAAGCAACAUCGGCACUUGAUACAGAAAGUGAAUCUGUAGUACAAGCUGCUCUUGAAAAGGCUAGUGAGGGCAGAACCACUAUUAUCAUUGCUCAUCGUCUAUCAACAAUUCGGAAAGCAACCAUGAUUGCUGUUGUUGCAGCGGGUCAGAUUGUAGAGGUUGGUAAACAUGAAGAAUUGAUGGCGAAGAGAGGAGAAUAUUUUAAACUGGUUAUGUUACAAACAAUGCAAGAAGAGGAGGAGGAUAAUGACGAAAAUAAAGAUUUAGCAUCUAUUUUAAGUGAUUCAGAAAGAGAGGAAUUACUAGCUCGGAAAAUGCUGCGAUCAUUUUCUCAAAUCUCAGAUGGUAGUGAACAGGAAGUAAGCAAGGAGUUGGAGCGCAAAUUAAGUAGAAGAGCAUCAAGAAAGCCUGCUCUGCAGAAACAAAAGUCUGUAAAGGAGGAAGAAAUUGAAGAAGAACAGCCUUCUCAGGUCCCUUCCAUGUGGCGAAUUAUGAAAAUGAAUUUAAAAGAAUGGCCGUUUAUGUUAGUUGGUGUUAUAUUUGCAGCUGUAGCUGGAGCAAUGCCGGUUGCAUUUGCUAUUAUUCUAAGUGAAGUCCUAGAGUCAUUCACGUUGGCGCAUCAGCCUAAAAAAAUGCAACAUGACUCAGAGUUUUGGUCCAUUAUGUUUAUGGUUUUGGGUUUUUCCAUUGGAAUUGGAUAUUUUAUUGCACAAUAUAUGUUUGCUAUUGCUGGUGAAGCUCUCACAACCCGACUUCGUGAAAUGGCAUUUCGAGCAUUGCUGCGCCAAGAAAUUGGUUAUUUUGAUGUUCCGCUGCACAGUACAGGCGCUUUGACUGCCCGUCUUGCGUCAGAUGCUUCAGCUGUGCAAGGGGCUACAAGCACAAGAUUAAACACUUUAACUCAAGUCUUGGUUAUGGGUCUAUCUUCUCUUAUCAUUGCAUUUGUGUACUCAUGGCAGUUGUCAUUAGUUAUUCUUGCGUUUGUUCCUUUAAUUGCAUUUGCUGGUGCUGUGCAGACAAAGUUAAACACAAGCUUUGCAGCAGAUGGUCAGAAGUUGUUAUCGGAAGCUGGAUCGUUAGCAACUGAAGCUAUUAUGCAAAUACGCACUGUUGCAUCUCUUGGCAAAGAAGACUAUUUCUACAAUAAAUAUGUUCACCUCAUACUUGGUCCUAACAAGAAGUCCAGAAGGAGUGCUCAUUUCUUUGGCUUGUCAUUCGGAUUUUCCAUGGGAAUUAUAUUUUUUUCAAAUGCUGCAGCGUUUUAUAUGGGUGGCUAUUUACAUGCACGAAACAAAGUAACUAUGUCGGAUAUGAUCAAAGUUAUGAUGUCAAUCCAGUUUGGUGCUAUGACGGCUGGUCAGUUAGCUUCGUUUGCUCCAGAUUAUGUGAAAGCAAAAGUAGCUGCCGGAAGAAUACUUGAUUUAUUUGAUCGCAUCCCAACUAUUGAUUCAUACAGUAAUGAGGGAAUCAAGGAUGAAAUUAAUGGAAAUGUGGAAUUUUCCGAUGUUAAAUUCCACUACCCGAAUCGAGCAAAUGUUCCAGUCUUGCAAGGUUUAGACCUGAAAAUACAACAAGGACAGAUGGUGGCAUUUGUGGGAGCUAGCGGUUGCGGAAAGUCAACCUCCGUCUCUCUACUGGAAAGAUUUUAUGACGUUGCUGGUGGAGCUGUGUUUAUCGAUGGCAAACCAAUUAAAGAUUACAACGUCAGACAGCUGCGCGCGCAGAUUGGUAUCGUACAACAAGAACCCGUGCUGUUUGAACGUAGUAUUCGUGACAACAUUCUCUAUGGUAUUAAUGAGCAGGAAAGAAAAGUCGAGCAAGCCGAGUUAGAAGAUGCGUGUAAAAGUUCGAAUAUUCAUCAUUUUGUAUCAAACCUUCCUAACGGUUACAGCACAAAUGUUGGAGAUAAGGGUGCAUUAAUAUCUGGUGGUCAAAAACAAAGAAUCGCUAUCGCACGUGCGUUAAUUCGAAAUCCGAAAAUUUUACUGCUGGAUGAAGCUACGUCAGCUCUAGAUUCAGAAAGUGAAAAGAUUGUACAAGAAGCACUCGAUGUUGCCAUGGAAGGACGUACGGCUAUCGUGAUUGCUCACCGACUUUCGACGAUUCAAAACGCUGACGUCAUAGCCGUGAUGCAAGGCGGUAAAAUCGUCGAACUUGGUAAUCAUCACGAGCUUCUUGCUUUGAAGGGGGCGUAUUAUUUGUUAAAUCAAGCUCAACUUUAGGUAUAAAUAAAGAAUUUUCACCGGGAACUUUAAGAUUAAUAAUAUGAAUUUAUGUCUUUUGUUUACUUUCUUUUGUUUGCUUCUGGUUUUAUUGUUAGUAUUUUAAUUACAUCAGUAAAAAAUUAGGUACGUUAAAGUUACAAAUUUUGACCCACGCCACGCCCAUCGUAACGAUUAGUAACACCAAAAACUUUCCUAAGGGUUGAUGAAGAAUAUAGCCUUGACCCCGCCCCUUUGCCCUUAUGUAAAUAUUAAUUGACCCCUUAUUGAUGGAUUAAAUUUUACGUGGGUAACAUUUUGCGACUUAGCUAGUUUUUAAUUUCCUUAUCAAGGGAAACAUUACGCGCAAAAUAGUUUUUGUGAAUUUAUCUCCAAUACUAUUUUGCAUCCCUCUAAAGUUGUUAACUAAACAGCCUUAAUUCGAACUUUUACUUUUUUACGCCAUGGUUAUGCUCUGUACUAUAAUCUAUCAAAAUUGUAUAAAAUAUUGUGGGUUUUUCUAAGGAUGUAAAAUUUUUUUAAGGAAGUCCUUAUUUGCUUUUACGAGUUAAUUUUCUAUCUGUUAUUCUCACCUAAAAAAAUAUGUAAUUAAAUUUUAUAUUUGGUACACUAUAUUGGUAUUUAUAUUUUAUGUAAGAGUUUUUAUUUAUCGUAUAUCUUGUUUUGAAUUUUUCGAUGUAGUUGUUUCAAUCAAAAUAUGCAGUUAUAUUA
Molecule: messenger RNA, 4859 nt
Organism: Hydractinia symbiolongicarpus
Lineage: Eukaryota; Metazoa; Cnidaria; Hydrozoa; Anthoathecata; Hydractiniidae
Product: ATP-dependent translocase ABCB1-like
Exons: 22
Coding region: 240-4148 (1302 amino acids)
Biological process (GO): transmembrane transport
Cellular component (GO): membrane
Molecular function (GO): ATP hydrolysis activity; ABC-type transporter activity; ATP binding
Source: RefSeq, a predicted model, not a curated record